Molecule: messenger RNA, 1455 nt
Organism: Saprolegnia diclina VS20
Lineage: Eukaryota; Oomycota; Saprolegniomycetes; Saprolegniales; Saprolegniaceae
Exons: 9
Source: RefSeq, a predicted model, not a curated record
CAUGUACCCGACGCUGUGCAAGCCGCAGACGCUCGACAUUGAGCGCCGUCGUGUCGUGCUCAGCGAGCGCGAGUACAAGAGCGUGCGCUACCACGAGCCAAUGGCGGGCAAGUCCAAGCACGGCAUGGCGUUCUACCUCGUUGCCAUUGGCCGCAGUAAGAUCUACUUGUUUGACCUGCAAAAAACCACCUCGCGCCCGAUCGUUCUGCCCAUGAACGCCAUCACGUCGCUUGCCAAGGUCAUUCCAACCAAGUUUGGGUCCGAGCGGCAAAUUCUGCUCUGCGACGACAGCGAGUUGUAUGCGCUUACGCUCCGCGACGACGUUGGCAAGGCUCCGUCCACCUACUACUUGGCAUCGUUCGAAGCAGCGUCCAAGGCCUUUGUCUACCUCGAUCAAAGCUGGGCGGCGUACCUCGAGCGGUGCGUGCUCUCGCCCAAGAAGCUGACGACGUCGUCGUCUCAAACCACGCUACUCUUUCACGCGAUUGUGGCCGAGUUUGCCGACACGAGCGAUAUCAUCCUUCGGCAGAGGCUCUUGCUGGAGCUCAGUCAGUCAGCCGUGGACGCCGUGCUACUGAAGCGCCUCUUCUUCAAUGAAGACACCAUGUUUCGUUCCGGUGACGCAUUAUGUCAUGGUUUGCCGUCGCUCCUGUUGCAUCUUUUGAGGCAGCUCAACGACCGCAGCGCAAGCGAUCUCCCCCGCGUUGCCCAGCUCGAGUUUGUCCUCGCCUUGCUCGGCUGCUAUCACGCCAUGGUGUUCGACAGCCACACACUGGUGGAACGCCAGACAUUUCUCAAACGCUGUGGUCACUCGUUUUGUGACGUGGCGGCUGUCUUUGCGCUCAACUAUACCAAAGGCGAAGCUGACACAGCGUUGUCCGAGCACGACAAGACAAUAGCACGGACGCUGCGAAUGCGCAUCAUCGAGACGCAAGCCGCGAUCUUGUUGCAGCUCUACGCCUUUCACCACGAACUGAUCGAGUGCUUUCCCGAUACCUCGCUGGCGCCGACGACAGUGCAUUUUUUCGAUUUGAUGGUCGCGGCACCGACGUACCACAAGUGGUUUCAGCGAGCGAUGACGCGGGCGGGUCUCCUCUAUGCCGCGACGGAGAAUGAUAAGACGCUCGACGCCCUGCGACUUUAUUGGCUCGUCUCAGUCAUCUACCUCACGUUGGCAAGCAACUACCGCGUUCGAGCAUGGAUCUGCGACGACUGCUUCGACACCUACACGCUCUUGUGGUGCAGCCCGGGGUCGCUCGCACGCUGGACAAAGAACGAGACCAACGUCUUUGCAACGCGUGCGGCCACCCACAUUCAACACAUUUUACGGGCUUGUGCAGAGUCGUGAGUUAGGACGAGAGCGCUGCUUUCAUAUUUGAUGCCGUCAAAACUUGUAGCGCAGUUACCUUAUUCGUCAAGGUUUGAUGGCCAACUUGAUGGCCAACUUGAACCCCA